Molecule: messenger RNA, 2027 nt
Organism: Micropterus dolomieu (smallmouth bass)
Lineage: Eukaryota; Metazoa; Chordata; Actinopteri; Centrarchiformes; Centrarchidae
Product: cyclin-dependent kinase-like 1
Exons: 11
Coding region: 566-1663 (365 amino acids)
Biological process (GO): protein phosphorylation
Cellular component (GO): nucleus
Molecular function (GO): cyclin-dependent protein serine/threonine kinase activity; ATP binding
Source: RefSeq, a predicted model, not a curated record
UUGCAGCAUACUUUCUCAUAUUUAAAAUAUUGGUAGUAGGUUUAAGUUAUUACAGAAUUGGUAAUUACCUACUACCUAAUUAAUUUGGAAUUAGCUUACAGUCUUGGCUGCUCCGUCUAAACUUGCGUCCACCUCGGUCUCCUUGGUUACAACGCACAGCCUUGCUAUCCAGCUUUGUGAAUUACUGUUUGUGUGCAGUAGGCUAUUAUUCUUGCUGUUACACGCAGUUUCUGAGGGGUAAGUGAAACGUCGUAUUGAGCGGCCCAUUAUUUCUGUGUAUGAAUAUACGAGAUAUCGUUUCAAUAUAAGUGGAUUCAAAAUGACAAGUUACUGAGUCAGUGGACUGUGCUGAAGGGAAACCAGAAAGGGUUACCCUGGUAGUGACGGCACGUAGGACGAGGAGACAGCGGAGGGAGGGAGAGAGAGACCUCUGAAACCCUUACUGUAGCAAUAUUUCAUACUGAUGUUAUCAAUUUAAGCCCAAAAGGGCUGGGAGAAACGGCUGUGCAGUAGCCUACACUUUUGAUGGACAUAAACCGUCAGCAUACUCGCUGCUGACUUGUCGAUGAAGAUCCUUUCAGAAUCUGGACAGGUGAAAGCUACUAACUGCCCAAUGGAGAAAUAUGAAAAGCUGGCCAAAAUUGGCGAGGGUUCCUAUGGUGUGGUGUUCAAAUGCAGACACAGAGACACUGGACAGAUAGUUGCCAUCAAGAAGUUUGUGGAAUCUGAAGAUGACCCGGUCAUUAAGAAGAUUGCAUUGCGAGAAAUACGUAUGCUGAAGCAGCUGAAACAUGUGAAUCUGGUCAACCUGCUGGAGGUCUUCAGGAGGAAAAGACGGCUACACUUGGUGUUUGAGUUCUGUGAGCAGACGGUGCUCAAUGAGCUGGACAAACAUCCUCGAGGGGUACCCGAGACUCAGCUGAAAAGUAUAGUGUGGCAGACUCUGCAGGCUGUUAACUUUUGCCACAAGCACAAUUGCAUCCACCGUGAUGUAAAGCCAGAGAACAUCCUCCUCACCAAAAGUGGAGUCAUCAAGCUCUGCGACUUUGGCUUCGCCCGCAUUCUGACAGGACCAGAGGAUGACUACACAGACUAUGUAGCAACCCGCUGGUACCGGGCCCCCGAGCUACUGGUGGGGGAUACUCAGUACGGGCCUCCUGUGGAUGUGUGGGCUCUGGGCUGUGUCUUCGCUGAGCUGCUCCAUGGUAAUCCACUUUGGCCUGGGAAGUCUGACGUUGACCAGCUCUACCUCAUCCGAAAAACUCUAGGUGACCUGAUCCCCCGUCAUCAGCAGGUUUUCCGCUCCAAUAUUUUCUUCAGUGGAGUCAGUAUUCCUGAACCUGACACGACGGAGCCCUUGGAAAAGCGUUUCCAUGGAGUGUCUCUUCAUGCCCUUCAGGUUAUGAAGUCAUGCCUGGUGAUGGACCCGUCUCAACGGCUGUCCUGUGAAGAGGUGCUGGAGCUGCCUUACUUUCAGGAGGAAGGAGGAGCCAACUGGGGCCGUGAGGGUGAGCGUCUCGGAAGACGUCAUGACAAAGGCUCCCGUCGCAGGCAGGCAGGGGCUCAGUACCUUCCUCAGUUACCAAACAGCAACAUCUCACCAGCACCAGAUGUCAAGAAACAGAUGCCCCUGUGGGCUCUGAGAAGACAUGGCCAGAAGUAAACAUGGCCGGAGUUACAUGCCCAGGAGAAAGAAAUCAAUUUUCUUGAUCUACUCACAAAAUGAGGUACUUUAGAAUCAAAUGAUCCAUUUGGGAUUUUGGGAGUUUGAAGGCUAGAAGAAAAUAUGAAAACACAUGAGUAUGCUGUAAAAUCUCAUUAACCCCGGGGUGUUGCAAUGAUCUUGUACUUGCGAGGCACAUUGGCGAAGCUGCUGUUCUCAGGGCUGAGAUCUACACUGUCAGGUCCUCCAGGGCAAGAAAAGGUGAAAUGCUGCAGAAGUGACACCAUGAAGAGGAAAAUCUCCAUGCGAGCGAGGGACUCUCCGACACAAGAUCUCUUUCCUGAAAGAUUACCACACAAAAAAA